AUGAUGCCGGCAUCUCUAUGGACUAUUGUGAUUUUUUCAGCAGUAUUUGCGCUUGCAUCGAGUGCCGUCGUAACUGAUUGGCCGUCUCUGGAAUUCCACUUCAAGGUCAAGCGGAACUCUAUGAAUGUACAUGGGCAGUCCGAUUUUUUCAUGUUCGCAAACCCCGUCGUAUCCACCGACGGUAACCGCGUACUCUACGACGUUUUCUCAACUAUUUCCGAUGGCAGGAUAGUCUACAACUAUUCCUUAAUUAACGGCGUCGGCUUCUCCUCAAUUUCUUCGCUGGAUAACACGGUGGCUCCAUCCAUAAACUGUCUGGACUCUGAGCUGGGUAAACUCCCACCGAUCAACGCUAUUGUCAACGCGCUUAAUGGUGCUACCGUUGUUUCAAGCACUGGGAAUACUUUAAUCGAAUGUCCAAGUGGAGAAUUAUUUAAGGUUACCGUCAACGGCUUCGAUUUCGCGCUGUGUGCAUCAGAUUCGUCAGGGUUUACUUUGCAAGGUGGCGAUAUGGACGUGGAGGUAAAGGAUCUCGAUAGUCCUGUGGAUAUCCAAAAGCCAACGAAUCCCAAACAACACUGCGAGGCGGUUGCGAAACCAAGUUCUAUUACACCCAUUGGAGAAUCCCUUCUAACCGGCCAGCCGGUUCUCAACGCGACAAGAAACUUGAAAGCUGCAUUCGAUUUCUCAUUUAAGGGAUGGUCGUCGUGUUCGUGCAAAUCGACACCACGCCCUUGUAUCUUUAUUCACGGCAUGGGAGUGGACGAAGAACUGCCUGGCAAUCUGGAUAAUUAUACGGAUUAUUGGGGUGAUCACCUGCCCGACCACGCACCGUGUUGUUCGUCUUUGCAGUUUGCGCAUCUGAAUACGGUGAAUAACACGUGGACGAAUGUUGAACAGCAAGAGAAAGUUUGCAAUCGAGCGCUUAUAGUGAGCGACACUAGUACGGAUAGAACGAUCUCUGACACUAUUGUGGUCACGCACUCGAUGGGGAAUCUCAUGUUUGCUGGAGCGCUUGCAAACGGAAGAUGCAGUCUAGACUCCAGCUCAACGUGGGUGGCAUUAGCUGCCCCUAUGAAGGGCAGUAUGUGCUCGGAUUUCGUCCAAGAAUCCUGCGCGGGUGAGACCAACAUAGUAUGGGAGAAAAUUGGGAAUAUUACAGGACGAUGUCCUGCCACCACGGCGUUGAAAUCCCUAGCGUAUCAAGGUGGGAAUCACACCACAGACGAGCUCGAUGCGGCGUAUACUGCAGCACAAGAAGUGUAUAAGAAUAACGUUUACGCCGCCAUGUGUAGUGAAUGGUACUCUGGCAUUCCAUCCAAGUAUCAGGCAGAAUUCUGGGCGCUGGGUACGAUGGUUCCCCAUAAAUCUCGCAAAAAUGAUGGUAUGGUUGAGUUCCAGAGCUGCGCAAUUGGAAUUCCCGAUUCAGAAUUUGAUGAUUCUUGGAAGUCGCGCUUUUACAAGACAAGACUGAACCAUUACGAUAUGGAGUUUUUAACUGGCGAUUCAUUACUGAAUGGGGAGAAGAUGCCUCUGAAAUGGUUUGAAUGUCUUUUGUAG
Molecule: messenger RNA, 1560 nt
Organism: Phytophthora nicotianae INRA-310
Lineage: Eukaryota; Oomycota; Peronosporomycetes; Peronosporales; Peronosporaceae
Exons: 1
Coding region: 1-1560 (519 amino acids)
Source: RefSeq, a predicted model, not a curated record